This is a messenger RNA of Oncorhynchus mykiss (rainbow trout), 1611 nucleotides long. Lineage: Eukaryota; Metazoa; Chordata; Actinopteri; Salmoniformes; Salmonidae. The record is from RefSeq and is a predicted model, not a curated record.
AUGGGGAACGCUGCUGCCACACCUCUGUCUCCUGAAUCCGACACCAACAAGGUUCUCAUCCCCUUCCCCACUGUCCAGACACCUUCCACUCCCCCACUGUCCAGCCCCCUCCCCUACAUUCCAGCCUUUCCCACUGUCCAGCCCCCUCCACUACUUUCCAGCCCUUCCAACUUCCCUACUGUCCAGCCCCCUCCCCCACUGUCCAGCUCCCCCCACUCCCCCAAUGUCCAGCCCCUCCCACUCCCCCACUGUCCAGUCCCUCCCACUUCCCCACUGUCCAGCCCCUCCCACUCCCCCACUGUCCAGCUCCCUCCGACUUCCCCACUGUCCAGCCCCUCCCACUUCCCCACUGUCCAGUCCCUUCCCACUCCCCCUCCCCUACUUUCCAGCCCUUCCCACUUCCCUACUGUCCAGCCCCCUCCCCCACUGUCCAGCUCCCUCCCACUCCCCCACUGUCCAGUCCCCUCCCACUCCCCCACUGUCCAGCUCCCUCCGACUUCCCCACUGUCCAGCCCCUCCCACUUCCCCACUGUCCAGCCCCCCCCACUCCCCCACUGUCCAGCUCCCUCCGACUUCCCCACUGUCCAGCCCCUCCCACUUCCCCACUGUCCAGUCCCUUCCCACUCCCCCUCCCCUACUUUCCAGCCCUUCCCACUUCCCUACUGUCCAGCCCCCUCCCCCACUGUCCAGCGCCCUUCUACUCCCCCACUGUCCAGCCCCCUCCUCCCCUACUGUCCAGCCCCCUUCCCCUCCUCACUGUCCAGCGCCCUCCCCCACUGUCCAGUCCCCUCCCACUCCCCCACUGUCGAGUCCCCUUCCCCAAUGUCCAGCCCCUCCCACUCCCCCACUGUCCAGUCCCUCCCACUUCCCCACUGUCCAGCCCCUCCCACUCCCCCACUGUCCAGCUCCCUCCGACUUCCCCACUGUCCAGCCCCUCCCACUUCCCCACUGUCCAGUCCCUUCCCACUCCCCCUCCCCUACUUUCCAGCCCUUCCCACUUCCCUACUGUCCAGCCCCCUCCCCCACUGUCCAGCUCCCUCCCACUCCCCCACUGUCCAGUCCCCUCCCACUCCCCCACUGUCCAGCUCCCUCCGACUUCCCCACUGUCCAGCCCCUCCCACUUCCCCACUGUCCAGCCCCUCCCACUCCCCCACUGUCCAGCUCCCUCCGACUUCCCCACUGUCCAGCCCCUCCCACUUCCCCACUGUCCAGUCCCUUCCCACUCCCCCUCCCCUACUUUCCAGCCCUUCCCACUUCCCUACUGUCCAGCCCCCUCCCCCACUGUCCAGCGCCCUUCUACUCCCCCACUGUCCAGCCCCCUCCUCCCCUACUGUCCAGCCCCCUUCCCCUCCUCACUGUCCAGCGCCCUCCCCCACUGUCCAGUCCCCUCCCACUCCCCCACUGUCGAGUCCCCUUCCCCACUGUCCAGACACCUCCCACUCCCCCACUGUCCAGCCCCCUCCCCUACUUUCCAGCCUUUCCCACUGUCCAGCCCCCUCCACUACUUUCCAGCCCUUCCCACUUCCCCACUGUCCAGCCCCUCCCACUUCACCACUGUCCGGCCCCUCCCACUCCCCCACUGUCCAGCCCCUCCCACUCCCCCAAAGAUGA